AUGGAAGCAGACACGUUGAUAGAAUCCAUCGUCAGAACGUUCACGUUCAUGGCAGGGAUCCUGGGAAACAGCUGGCUGGCUCUAGUCUCUCUUCCCAAGCAGAGGUCUGACGUUCGUACCAAUGAGGUCCUUUUCAUCAACCUGGCCGUAUCCGACCUCAUCACCAACUACCUAGUGGACCUGCCCGACACCGCCGUACACUUUGCUGGACGCUGGUUCUUGGGGGAAACCUUCUGUGGCAUCUUCCUCUUUUGUGCCGACCUCUCUGAAACCAGCAGCAUCUACACAACCCUCUUCAUCAGCGCUUUCUGGCACCAGAAGCUGGUUGGGUCCCUCAAACGCGGAGGCGCACCCGUGCAGCUGGACAGCCUGCGCCUGGUGGGCUGUCUGCUGGUUGGCAGCUGGAUGCUGGCCACCAUCUUCAGCAUCCCUCACUACUUCUUCGCCUCGGUGAAGAGGCUGAACGAGAGCCACGGAGGCUGCGUCGAGGUCUUCCCUGAGGCACUUUCCAAGCAAACCUAUGAGAUAACCUUUUUAGUUGUGGCCAAUGUUUUCCCUCUUGUGGGGAUCAUCAUUGCAAGUGCUCAAAUUGUUGUUACUCUGCUCCGAAACCAGAGGCACGUGGCGAGUCGAGAGUCGGCAAGCAGCAAAACGGAUCCCAGAGUCCAACCUAAGCAGACGCCACCUAAGCCCAGCCGCAGCCCUCAGGCGAGAGCAGCGAAGAGUGUGGUGGCUGUAGCCAGCGUGGUUGUGCUCUGCUGGCUGACUCAUCUGCUGCUGCGCCUCUCCAGCAGCAUACACACCUCAUCUGUGGUGUUGGAGGUGGCCGGCUACAUUGCAUCGUCCUACACCAGCAUCAUCCCCUACAUAUUUUUGCACGGAGUGAAAAAGCUCUCUUGUUCAUGUAAAAAAAAAUAA
This is a messenger RNA of Austrofundulus limnaeus, 918 nucleotides long. RefSeq names its product olfactory receptor class A related 5 (gene ora5). Gene Ontology annotation, molecular function: G protein-coupled receptor activity. NCBI's taxonomy places the organism in Eukaryota, Metazoa, Chordata, Actinopteri, Cyprinodontiformes, Rivulidae. The record is from RefSeq and is a predicted model, not a curated record. Gene Ontology annotation, cellular component: plasma membrane. The transcript has a single exon. Bases 1 to 918 code for a protein of 305 amino acids. Gene Ontology annotation, biological process: G protein-coupled receptor signaling pathway.